GUUUUUCCUCAUGUGCUACAUGUUUGUCAACCUGGCGUGUGCGGUGCAGACUUUGCGGACGCCCAACUGGCGGCCCCGCUUCCGCUACUACCACUGGACCCUGUCCUUCCUGGGCAUGAGCCUCUGCCUGGCACUGAUGUUCAUCUGCUCCUGGUACUAUGCGCUGGUCGCCAUGCUGAUUGCCGGCCUCAUCUACAAAUACAUCGAGUACCGUGGGGCAGAGAAGGAGUGGGGUGAUGGGAUCCGGGGGCUGUCUCUGAGCGCAGCCCGCUACGCCCUGCUGCGGCUGGAGGAGGGUCCCCCCCACACCAAGAACUGGAGCUGCCGCCAGUCAAUCCGCCGCCUGAUGGAAGCGGAGAAGGUGAAGGGCUUUUGCCAGGUGGUGAUCUCCUCCAACCUGCGGGAUGGCAUGUCCCACCUCAUCCAGUCCAGCGGGCUGGGGGGGCUGCAGCACAACACGGUGCUGGUGGGCUGGCCCCGCAGCUGGCGCCAGAAGGAGGACCACCAGACCUGGAGGAACUUCAUUGAGCUGGUGCGAGAGACCACAGCUGGGAACCUGGCCUUGCUGGUGGCCAAGAAUGUCGCCAUGUUCCCGGGCAACCAGGAGCGGUUCUCAGAGGGCCACAUCGACGUCUGGUGGAUCGUCCACGAUGGGGGGAUGCUCAUGCUGCUGCCCUUCCUCCUGCGGCACCACAAGGUCUGGCGCAAGUGCAAGAUGCGUAUCUUCACAGUGGCGCAGAUGGACGACAACAGCAUCCAGAUGAAGAAGGACCUGACCACGUUCUUGUACCACCUGCGCAUCACCGCGGAGGUGGAGGUGGUGGAGAUGCACGAAAGCGACAUCUCCGCCUACACCUAUGAGAAGACUCUAGUGAUGGAGCAGCGCUCCCAGAUCCUCAAGCAAAUGCACCUCACCAAGAAUGAGCGGGAGCGGGAGAUCCAGAGCAUCACAGAUGAGUCCCGUGGCUCCAUCCGGCGCAAGAACCCAGCUAACACGCGCCUACGCCUGAGCGUCCCCGAGGAGCAGGUGGGCGACAGUGAGGAGAAGCCAGAGGAGGAGGUCCAGCUCAUCCACGACAAAAACGCCACCACCUUCUCCAGCAGCUCCCAAUCCCCCGGCGACGAGGUGGAGACGGCCCCCGAGAAGGUGCAUCUCACCUGGACCAAGGAGAAGUCUGUCGCUGAGAAGAACAAGAGCAAGAGCCCCGUCAGCCCUGAGGGCAUCAAGGACUUCUUCAACAUGAAGCCGAACCAAUCCAACGUGCGGAGGAUGCACACAGCCGUGAAGCUAAUGAGGCUCAGCUCCCAGCGCAUGGGGCCAGGCGGGGAUGGCAUGGGGCUGUCCCCAUGCUCCAUCUUGGUGUUGGUCCUCCUUGACGGCCGUGCAGACAUGGAGUUCCUGGAGGUGCUGACGGAGCACCUGGACCGAGUGCUCCUGGUGCGUGGUGGGGGCCGGGAGGUCAUCACCAUCUACUCCUGA
Molecule: messenger RNA, 1480 nt
Organism: Pygoscelis adeliae (Adelie penguin)
Lineage: Eukaryota; Metazoa; Chordata; Aves; Sphenisciformes; Spheniscidae
Gene: SLC12A5
Product: solute carrier family 12 (potassium/chloride transporter), member 5
Biological process (GO): potassium ion homeostasis; chemical synaptic transmission; chloride ion homeostasis
Cellular component (GO): membrane
Molecular function (GO): potassium:chloride symporter activity
Source: RefSeq, a predicted model, not a curated record